Molecule: messenger RNA, 697 nt
Organism: Aspergillus caelatus
Lineage: Eukaryota; Fungi; Ascomycota; Eurotiomycetes; Eurotiales; Aspergillaceae
Exons: 2
Coding region: 275-658 (127 amino acids)
Source: RefSeq, a predicted model, not a curated record
CCUCAUCCUCGCAGAAGUUCUCGAACACUCUACGAAGAUGAGAGCUAAGUGGAGAAAGAAGCGCGUUCGUCGUUUGAAGCGUAAGCGCAGAAAGAUGCGUGCUCGCAGGUGAGUCAUCUCAAGAGCUCAGAAAUCAAGCCUCCUGUAAAAUUGGACUAACGAUGUGCACAGCAAAUAAAUGACUCGCCCAAUCCAUCUCAGUUCCCCAUGCGGUGCUCACGUUGAAUGCUGAACAUGACAAAAGUCGACGACGUCACGAUGAUGAUUCCCUGUUAUGAUCGUUUCGUGGUUUGGCCACUCCAACGGGACCUGGCUGGUCUGCUAUUCUCUACAUCCUAUCGAACCCGGAGUCCGUCAUUCAACGAAAAUACAAAUCCAAUCUCUCGGGCUCAUUCAACGGUUUCGAAUUUUGACCAGGCAGGGAUGCGCACUGCGUAUCCUUCGUCUCGGAGGGCGAAUGUGUUUGGUGGGGGUUGGAGGGGUCGUGGAAGAAGUUGAUGGUCACGUUUAUUAUGUACUAUUUGUUUUUAUUCCACUGGCCCUUUGGGUUCCGUGUGGGAUCUGGUCAAUUGCUCUUCUUAGGGCUUGUGCUGUAGCCUACAGUUGCUGUGCAAGUCCUGAGCCAUGGAGAGGUCCUCGAGGAUUUAUUACAAAUUAAAAAGUUUGCAAUGAAAGCAAUGACUGAAAACCACCUGGA